AUGGAGGAAGAGGGAGCCCGGGGCCUGCCCCAGAGCUUGGCUGAGGGUGUCUUCGGUGAGCAGUGGUGGGGAGACUGGGCAGGGAGAGGCCCCGCGUGGGGAAGCCAUGCCCACGCAGGACCCAGCAGCCCCGUCCCCCAGGCCCUCCUCCUGCUCCUGCCGGGCGCCCAGGGCCGGGGCGGCACUCCCAGCGCCCGGUGUGACUGUGCCCGCGGCUUUCAGAAGAGGACCGGCCCGCUCUGCUGCAGGGGCUGCCCGGCAGGGCAGUACCUAGCGGCCCCCUGCACAGAGCCCUGUGGCAACGCCACCUGCGUCCCGUGCGCCCAGGGCACCUUCCUGGCCGGGGAGUACCACCACCAGAGCAGCUGUGCCCGCUGCCAGGCCUGCGACGAGCUGGUCUCCCAGGUGGCCCUGGAGAACUGCUCGGCAGUGGCUGACACCAGGUGUGGCUGCCCGCCUGGCCGGUUUGUGAAGUGCCGGGUGCCACACUGCAUCAGCGGCUUGCCCUUCCUCUGCCACCCGUGCCUAGACUGCAGGGCCCUGCACCGCCACACGCGGGUGCCCUGUUCCAGCAGAGACACUGAAUGUGGCGCCUGCCUGCCUGGCUUCUAUGAACAUGGCAACAGCUGUGUGUCCUGCCCCACGAGCCCCCUCUGGAGCUGUCCUGAGCCCUGCGCGGCUGCCUGCGGCUGGAGGCAGAGUAGGUGGCGUGCUGGGGACACGGCGGGAGAGCUGGGAAGGGCCCAGGGGAAUUUGGGGGUGGCUACACCAGCACCCCCAACUGCUCUUCCAGUGUUCUGGGUUCAGGUCCUCCUGGCAGGCCUGGUGGUUCCACUCGUGCUCGGUGCCGCCCUGACCUACACCUACCGCCGCUGCCAGCCCUGCAAGCCCAUGGCUCCUGCAGAUGGAGCUGGGAUGGAGGCCCUGACCACCCUGCAGACCACCCACCUCUUACCCCCUGAGAGCGCCCACAUCCUUUUGGUGCCACCCAGCGGCAGUGAGAAAGUCUGCCCCGGCCAGUUGGGAGGCAGCAGCUGGACCCCUGGCUGCGCCCAGACCCAGGAAGCGCCCGGCCUGGAGGUGCCAUGGUCCUGGGACCGGCUGCGCAGCGGAGCUCUGGGCCCGCCGCCGCCGCCACCGCUGUCGCCAGCGCCCCCUGCAGGCUCGGCGGCCGCCACGCUGCAGCUGGGCCCGCAGCUCUACGACGUGAUGGACGCGGUGCCCGCGCGGCGCUGGAAGGAGUUCGUGCGGACUCUGGGGCUGCGCGAGGCCGAGAUCGAGGCCGUGGAGGUGGAGGUGGGCCGCUUCCGCGACCAGCAGUACGAGAUGCUCAAGCGCUGGCGCCAGCAGCAGCCCGCGGGCCUGGGCGCCAUCUACGCAGCCCUGGAGCGCAUGGGGCUGGACGGCUGCGCCGAGGACCUGCGCGGCCGCCUGCAGCGCGGCCCGUGACGCGGGGCCCACCCGCCAGCCGGGGCCCCAGGGCCCUUGCACAAGCCCUAAGUACUGUUACUUAAGCGUGUAGACAUUUUAUGUCACUUAUUCUGUAUGCCUCUGGCACGGCCCUGCGUAGCAGCGCCAGCCGGCCUCGCCCUGCCCGCCCCCCGGGGGCUGCUUAAGGCAAAGGCGCA
Molecule: messenger RNA, 1628 nt
Organism: Eptesicus fuscus (big brown bat)
Lineage: Eukaryota; Metazoa; Chordata; Mammalia; Chiroptera; Vespertilionidae
Gene: TNFRSF25
Product: TNF receptor superfamily member 25
Exons: 9
Coding region: 1-1449 (482 amino acids)
Biological process (GO): signal transduction
Cellular component (GO): plasma membrane
Molecular function (GO): protein binding
Source: RefSeq, a predicted model, not a curated record